Messenger RNA from Pteropus alecto (black flying fox), 6018 nucleotides. It is a transcript of the gene KCNMA1, whose product is annotated as potassium calcium-activated channel subfamily M alpha 1. Lineage: Eukaryota; Metazoa; Chordata; Mammalia; Chiroptera; Pteropodidae. Gene Ontology annotation, cellular component: postsynaptic membrane. The transcript has 28 exons. Gene Ontology annotation, biological process: transmembrane transport; potassium ion transport. The coding region runs from base 1 to 3612 and encodes 1203 amino acids. The record is from RefSeq and is a predicted model, not a curated record. Gene Ontology annotation, molecular function: large conductance calcium-activated potassium channel activity.
AUGAGUAGCAAUAUCCACGCGAACCAUCUCAGCCUAGACGCGUCCUCCUCUUCCUCCUCUUCAUCUUCCUCCUCGUCCUCGGUCCACGAGCCCAAGAUGGAUGCGCUCAUCAUCCCGGUGACCAUGGAGGUGCCGUGCGACAGCCGGGGCCAACGAAUGUGGUGGGCUUUCCUGGCCUCCUCCAUGGUGACUUUCUUUGGGGGCCUCUUCAUCAUACUGCUCUGGCGGACGCUCAAGUACCUGUGGACCGUUUGCUGCCACUGCGGGGGCAAGACGAAGGAGGCCCAGAAGAUUAACAAUGGCUCAAGCCAGGCGGAUGGCACUCUCAAGCCAGUGGACGAAAAAGAAGAGGCAGUGGCAGCCGAGGUCGGCUGGAUGACUUCUGUGAAGGACUGGGCGGGGGUGAUGAUAUCUGCCCAGACGCUGACCGGCAGAGUCCUGGUGGUCUUAGUCUUUGCUCUCAGCAUUGGUGCACUUGUAAUAUACUUCAUAGAUUCGUCAAACCCAAUAGAAUCCUGCCAGAAUUUCUACAAAGAUUUCACGUUACAGAUCGACAUGGCUUUCAACGUGUUCUUCCUUCUCUACUUUGGCUUGCGGUUUAUUGCAGCCAAUGAUAAGCUGUGGUUCUGGCUGGAAGUGAACUCUGUCGUAGAUUUCUUCACAGUUCCCCCAGUGUUUGUGUCUGUAUACUUAAACAGAAGUUGGCUUGGUUUGAGAUUUUUAAGAGCUCUCAGACUGAUCCAGUUUUCAGAAAUUUUGCAGUUUCUGAAUAUUCUUAAAACAAGUAAUUCCAUCAAGCUGGUGAAUCUGCUCUCCAUAUUUAUCAGCACGUGGCUAACAGCAGCCGGGUUCAUCCAUUUGGUGGAGAAUUCAGGGGACCCAUGGGAAAAUUUCCAAAACAACCAGGCUCUUACAUACUGGGAAUGUGUCUAUUUACUCAUGGUCACCAUGUCCACUGUUGGCUAUGGGGACGUGUAUGCAAAAACCACGCUUGGGCGUCUCUUCAUGGUCUUCUUCAUCCUCGGGGGACUGGCCAUGUUUGCCAGCUACGUCCCUGAAAUCAUAGAAUUAAUAGGCAACCGCAAGAAAUACGGGGGCUCAUAUAGCGCGGUCAGUGGGAGAAAGCACAUUGUGGUCUGUGGACAUAUCACUCUGGAGAGUGUUUCCAACUUCCUGAAGGACUUUCUGCACAAGGACCGGGAUGAUGUCAACGUGGAGAUCGUCUUUCUUCACAACAUUUCCCCUAACCUGGAGCUUGAAGCUCUGUUCAAGCGACAUUUUACUCAGGUGGAAUUUUAUCAGGGUUCAGUCCUCAAUCCACAUGAUCUUGCAAGAGUCAAGAUAGAGUCAGCAGAUGCAUGCCUCAUCCUUGCCAAUAAGUACUGCGCUGACCCUGAUGCUGAAGAUGCCUCCAACAUCAUGAGAGUAAUCUCCAUAAAGAACUACCAUCCGAAGAUAAGAAUCAUCACUCAGAUGCUGCAGUAUCACAACAAGGCCCAUCUGCUAAACAUCCCGAGUUGGAAUUGGAAAGAGGGUGAUGAUGCAAUCUGCCUCGCGGAGCUGAAGCUGGGGUUCAUCGCCCAGAGCUGCCUGGCUCAGGGCCUCUCCACCAUGCUCGCCAACCUCUUCUCCAUGAGGUCAUUCAUAAAGAUUGAGGAAGACACAUGGCAGAAAUACUACUUGGAAGGAGUCUCAAAUGAAAUGUACACAGAAUAUCUCUCCAGUGCCUUCGUGGGUCUGUCCUUCCCUACUGUUUGUGAGCUGUGUUUUGUGAAGCUCAAACUCCUAAUGAUAGCCAUUGAGUACAAGUCUGCCAACCGCGAGAGCCGUAUAUUAAUUAAUCCUGGAAACCACCUUAAGAUCCAAGAAGGUACUUUAGGAUUUUUCAUCGCAAGUGAUGCCAAAGAAGUUAAAAGGGCAUUUUUUUACUGCAAGGCCUGUCAUGAUGACAUCACAGAUCCCAAAAGAAUAAAAAAAUGCGGCUGCAAACGGCCCAAGAUGUCCAUCUACAAGAGAAUGAGACGGGCAUGUUGUUUUGAUUGCGGACGUUCUGAGCGUGACUGCUCGUGCAUGUCAGGCCGUGUGCGUGGUAACAUGGACACCCUUGGGAGAGCCUUCCCACUUUCUUCUGUCUCUGUUAAUGAUUGCUCCACCAGUUUCCGUGCCUUUGAAGAUGAGCAGCCCUCAACGCUGUCACCAAAAAAAAAGCAGCGGAAUGGAGGUAUGCGGAAUUCACCCAGCUCCUCGCCCAAACUGAUGAGGCAUGACCCCUUGUUAAUUCCCGGCAAUGAUCAGAUUGACAACAUGGACUCCAACGUGAAGAAGUAUGACUCUACUGGGAUGUUUCACUGGUGCGCACCCAAGGAGAUAGAGAAAGUCAUCCUGACCCGAAGUGAAGCUGCCAUGACUGUCCUGAGUGGCCACGUCGUGGUCUGCAUCUUUGGCGAUGUCAGCUCAGCCCUGAUUGGCCUCCGGAACCUGGUGAUGCCACUACGUGCCAGCAACUUUCAUUACCACGAGCUCAAGCACAUAGUGUUUGUGGGCUCCAUUGAGUACCUCAAGCGGGAAUGGGAGACGCUUCAUAACUUCCCCAAAGUGUCCAUAUUGCCUGGUACGCCAUUAAGUCGGGCUGAUUUAAGGGCCGUCAACAUCAACCUCUGUGACAUGUGCGUUAUCCUGUCAGCCAAUCAGAAUAAUAUUGAUGAUACUUCGCUGCAGGACAAGGAAUGCAUCUUGGCGUCACUCAACAUCAAAUCUAUGCAGUUUGAUGACAGCAUUGGGGUCUUGCAGGCUAAUUCCCAAGGUUUCACGCCUCCAGGAAUGGAUAGAUCUUCUCCAGACAACAGCCCAGUGCAUGGGAUGUUACGCCAGCCAUCCAUCACGACUGGGGUCAACAUCCCCAUCAUCACUGAACUAGUGAAUGAUACUAAUGUUCAGUUUUUGGACCAAGACGAUGAUGAUGACCCCGACACAGAACUGUACCUCACGCAGCCAUUUGCAUGUGGGACAGCGUUUGCCGUCAGCGUCCUGGACUCACUCAUGAGUGCGACAUACUUCAAUGACAAUAUCCUUACCCUGAUACGGACCCUGGUGACCGGAGGAGCCACGCCAGAGCUCGAGGCUCUGAUUGCUGAGGAGAAUGCACUUCGAGGGGGCUACAGCACUCCCCAGACGCUGGCCAACAGGGACCGCUGCCGAGUAGCCCAGUUAGCACUGUUGGAUGGGCCCUUUGCAGACUUGGGGGAUGGUGGUUGUUAUGGUGAUCUGUUCUGCAAAGCUCUGAAAACGUAUAAUAUGCUUUGUUUUGGAAUUUAUCGGCUGAGAGAUGCUCACCUCAGCACCCCCAGCCAAUGCACAAAGAGGUACGUCAUCACCAACCCCCCAUACGAGUUUGAGCUCGUGCCGACGGACCUGAUCUUCUGCUUAAUGCAGUUUGACCACAACGCCGGCCAGUCCCGGGCCAGCCUCUCCCAUUCCUCCCACUCGUCCCAGUCCUCCAGCAAGAAGAGCUCGUCCAUUCACUCCAUCCCAUCCACAGCAAACCGACCGAACCGGCCCAAGUCCCGGGAGUCCCGAGACAAACAGAAGUAUGUGCAGGAAGAGAGGCUCUGAUAUAUGUAUCCACUGCCACCGUGUGUGAAACUGUAUCUGCCACUCAUUUCCCCAGUGGGUGUUUCCAAAAGUAACUUCCCCUGUUUUCCCCUGUAGUCCUCCCCUUUUUUUUACACAUAUUUGCAUAUGUAUGAUAGUGUGCAUGUGGUUGUCAUUUUUAUUUCACCACCAUAAAACCCUUGAGCACAACAGCAAAUAAGCAGAAGGACCAAAAGUUAUUUAUGAUCCUAGGGGAAAAAUAACCCAAAGGCAUGCUCCUGACAUAAAUAGCUUACUGCAGGAAUGAGUUCACAGAUUAGCAGAGAGCACUUGAGAUCAAUGUCAGUUAAGAUAGUUAAUUUACUUGAUGUAGAAGAAAAGUUUAUUCCGAUUUAUCAGAAUUAUCAGGGUGCUUUGGGUUUUGAUUUCGUUCUUUUCCUUUCUUUCUUUUUUUAUAUACACACAGUAAUAUAUACACACAUGUUUAUUUGAAACGAGCAACCAAAAAGCAACGAAAACCUUUCGAUUGUUUUCACUCUUUAGGCUGAAGUAUUGCGAAGCAUUUGAAAAGCUUUCGCCAUUUGUGUAGAUGAUUAUUAAGCACUUGCUUGUUGCAAGAGAACAUCUGAGAUUUUUUUAGUUACUAACCAAGGCCUUUUGUCCCAGAGCUAGUUUCCUUUGGGAGUUCAGAUGAACCUUGCUACCCUUACUGUGGGGGAAGAAUAGUAUUCCAUUUGUGGAUGUAUCAAAUUCUAGUCAUUUAAUUUAAGUGAAAAGAGGUUUGAUUGCAUAUUAAAUUGUUAUUCUGUCUCCUUACGCUGCCAUAUGAAUAGCUAUUUUUUUCUUUCACUUUUGACAUUUGGGAUGAAAAGCCAUAUGUAUCAUAAAUAUCAGAUGUAAGUCAUUAAAAACUGCCUUCCUGAGACUUUUACAUCUUUUAAAAGGUGAAUUACUUACCUUAUGUACAGAAUAAAUAAUGCUCAGGAAAGAGCAAGUAUUUUUCCAUGCUUUCUCAGGGGACCUUUUUACUCCCCUCUGUUUGAUAGCUAGGGUCCCCAUGCCAGGUAGGAGCAAGGGCUGGGGCCAUGGUAGAGGGAGAGGAAGAUAAACCCAGCAGUAGAUCAUGUUUUCUAGGAGCCAACAUGCUAAAUAAAUUAGAAUGUAGGAGGAUCAAGCCACAGUUGAUUCAACAAAAACAAAAGACAGCUACCACCUUAAACUGUUGGUACAGCUGCAUGAUGCUGGCUGUCCCAAAGCAGAAAGCUGAUGGGAAAAACCCCUCCUCAUCAAUUUCUUUAACAUAACCAAUUCAUUUAGGCAGGUGAAGGACAAUCAUAGAGAACUUCUUGUCAUUAUGAGAUGGGGAGGAGAAGAAGAGUACAAUAGUGAGCCAAACAUAUUUUGGUAUAAUUAUUUUUUCUUUUGUUCUCUCUCUCUCUCUCUUUCUUUCUAGCAGUUAGUAAGCAUGAGAGGAAAGGUAGAAAAAUACCUUUUUUUCAAUAUAUAAUUGUCAGAUGUUUUAUGCAUGCGAAUUAUGCUUUAGGUGGUACAAUAGUUCUUAAAAAUCUGCCCACUCUACCUUAACCAAAUUCUUACAUAAAUGGACUAGCCCUAGGCUGGUAUAUACGUAUUUGAAGUGUUUACUUUAAAAAAAAUUCUAUGGAAUAGAAUAGGGGUGGAGGGGAGGAGAAAAAUGUUACAGCUGUACCAUCUCUAAAAAGGUGUUUUUAUGGUGAAUCUUUUGGGUUUAGAUUUUGGAUCCCCUGUCCCCCUAAGCAUGAUAGUUUUGGAGAUUUGCUUGCUGUGUGAAUUGACAAGCACUUUUACUGACGAAAUGAUGAGGCUCAAUCAGAACAUCCACCCCCCACACCAAAGACAUGGAAGUGCAGUAUUCAAACCAGUAAUGGAGUGGGGAAUACUUGUAUACAUGUAUAUUAAAAAGCCCUAUGAGUGGAAGAUUUUUUCAAAUUAUUUUUGUCCCUAUACAUAAUUGUUUUAUAUAUAACGUAUAACUAUCUUUUUAUAUAUAACUAUAUAAAUAUCUAUACAUACACAUACAUACAUAUAUAUGUAUGUGUACACACACACACACACACACACACACACACUUAUUCCCUAGUUUUGGAUCAUGAAGAAUUCUUCAUGCAUUCUUUGCAAAGGAGGUUAUAAAGUUAUGCCCUCAGAACAUUUAUAACUAUAAGAAUGUGCCAGUUAAAGUGCUCAGUAGGAAAUAUGACAGUUUAAAAGCAUUGAAAAACUCACAUAGCUUACUUCUCUCUCUAAAGUGCAACAAGGAUGAAUAGAAUGGGCCAAGGUAUGACAAUUAAUGGUUCUGCAUGACCUAGCCACUGCUGGGGGUUUUCUUCUAUAACAUUGUCCUUGUGAAAACUUUUGUGAAAUUAAAAAAAAAAGGAGUUACAAAUUUUA